UCCACGACUUCUUCAAAACUUUUCAAACCUCUCUAUAAACUUCUCUCUUGUCGGAAUAAAAACACAUAACUAACUUUUUGGGGAUUCAAGAAUCACAAUGAAUCCCAUAAAGCAUAUCUCUUUACCACUUCUUGUCUUGUUCUCCCUACUACUAUCUCUAGCAUCGGGUCAAUCUAACCAACCCGACCCGAGAAAUGACCAGUAUGCUUACAGCGGCAAGCUUAGUCCAGCCAUGGCUGUAGUCGUGGUCGUCGUAAUCGCAGCUCUCUUCUUCAUGGGCUUCUUCACCGUUUACUUACGUCACUGUACUGGAGUAGUCGACGGCAGCGUUACUCCCACGGGAGGAGCAGCGAGGAGGAGAGUGACCAACGCGACGGUAGCGCGUGGGUUAGACGCGGAGACGAUCGAGACGUUUCCGACUUUUGUCUACUCGGAAGUGAAGACUCAGAAGAUCGGCAAAGGAGCGUUGGAGUGUGCGAUUUGUCUGAAUGAGUUCGAAGACGACGAAACGCUGCGUUUGUUGCCUAAAUGUGAUCACGUGUUUCAUCCUCAGUGUAUCGGCGCGUGGCUACAAGGUCACGUGACUUGUCCUGUUUGUCGGACUAAUCUUGCUGAAGAGACGACGCAGAUAGCUGAACCGGUCGAACCGGAUGUGGUGGUUGAAAUGGAUCUUGAAUCGGCGAUACCCGAACCGGCGGUGGAACUCCCACGUGUUAAAUUCCCGAGGUCGCAUACGACGGGGCAUUCCGUGGUGUUACCUGGAGAGAGUACCGACCGGUUUACGCUUAGAUUACCGGAAGAUUUAAGGAAGAAGAUAAUGGCGAAUUGGAAAUUGAACCGGUCCAAUAGUUUACUUGUUUUACCGAGAGGAGGAAGCUCCACGAGUGGUAAACCGGUUGAUAGGUCGAGGGCUAAAUCGGAUCGGUGGUUGUUCCGUAAAACGCCGUCGUUUCUGUGGCGGAACCGGGAUGAUGGUUCGAUUAGACUUGAUGGUACCGGCAGCAUUAAAACAAAUGAAGUGACAAGUCCGACCGGUGAUUCGGUUCCAGCAGACCGGUGGGCUUUUCUAAGAAACCCAUCGUUUCUGUGGAGGAAUACGACUCCGGUUCCUUCGCCGAGGGUUGGAGUCAAUAAGGACGGUGAAGGAACGUCGUCGGUUCAACAUAUUGGUACGGCUAGCGGUUCUGUUAGAUUACCGGUUUAAUUGGUUUACUGGUGUUUUUGUGCAUCGUUCAUAUAAACACGCAAAAUAGAUUUUACGCAAUUCUUUGAUUUUGUUUUUGAAUCUUUUUUUGUAAGAUACUUUAAAUUGACAAUCCCAGAAAAAAAAAAACGGAGAAUUAUUUCAUUUUA
Camelina sativa (false flax) is the source of this 1353-nucleotide messenger RNA. NCBI's taxonomy places the organism in Eukaryota, Viridiplantae, Streptophyta, Magnoliopsida, Brassicales, Brassicaceae. The record is from RefSeq and is a predicted model, not a curated record.